AUGGCGACCGCCCGCCGCGAUUCGGCCGGCGAUCAUGAACUUGCUCCUGUCAAUCACUCCCCCGAUACUCUCUCGACUAGUCUGCCAUUAUUUUAUCUCAGAAUGGCAUCAGUAGCUUACUAUGAGCUUUACCGUGGCAGCAGCCUCGGGUUAUCCCUCACCGAUACCCUCGACGACCUGAUCAAUGAGGGCCGUAUCGAGCCCCAGCUGGCGAUGAAGAUCCUUGGGACCUUUGACAAGAUUGUCACUGAAGUCUUGGCGGACAAAGUUCGGGCCAGACUGACCUUCAAGGGCCACCUUGACACCUACCGAUUCUGCGACGAAGUCUGGACCUUCUUGAUCAAGGAUGUCUCGUUCAAGCUAGACAACCAGACGACUGUAUCCGCGGACAAGGUGAAGAUCGUGAGCUGCAAUAGCAAGCGUCCUGGUGAGGUGUAA
Penicillium psychrosexuale is the source of this 438-nucleotide messenger RNA. RefSeq names its product transcription initiation factor IIA subunit gamma. Gene Ontology annotation, cellular component: transcription factor TFIIA complex. The transcript is spliced from 3 exons. Lineage: Eukaryota; Fungi; Ascomycota; Eurotiomycetes; Eurotiales; Aspergillaceae. Gene Ontology annotation, molecular function: RNA polymerase II general transcription initiation factor activity; TBP-class protein binding. Gene Ontology annotation, biological process: RNA polymerase II preinitiation complex assembly; transcription initiation at RNA polymerase II promoter. The record is from RefSeq and is a predicted model, not a curated record. The coding region runs from base 1 to 438 and encodes 145 amino acids.